AUGUCAUUAUCCAACAAAUUAUCCGUCAAAGACUUAGAUGUCGCUGGUAAGAGAGUUUUUAUCAGAGUUGAUUUCAACGUCCCAUUAGAUGGUAAAACUAUCACCAACAACGCCAGAAUUGUUGCUGCUUUGCCAACCAUUAAAUACGUUGAAGAACACAAACCAAAAUGUAUUAUCUUAGCUUCCCACUUGGGUAGACCAAACGGUCAAGUUACUGAAAAAUACUCCUUGGCUCCAGUUGCUGCUGAAUUGGAAAAAUUGUUGGGUCAAAAAGUCACUUUCUUGAACGAUUGUGUUGGUCCAGAAGUUUCCAAGGCUGUUAACGCUGCUACUGAUGGUCAAAUCUUCUUGUUGGAAAACUUGAGAUUCCACAUUGAAGAAGAAGGUUCCUCUAAGGUUGAUGGUCAAAAGGUUAAAGCUGACCCAGCUGCUGUCAAGAAAUUCAGAGAAGAAUUGACUUCUUUGGCUGAUGUUUACGUUAACGAUGCUUUCGGUACUGCUCACAGAGCCCACUCUUCCAUGGUUGGUUUGGAAGUCCCACAAAGAGCUUCUGGUUUCUUGAUGGCCAAGGAAUUGGAAUACUUUGCUAAAGCUUUGGAAAACCCAAGCAGACCAUUCUUGGCUAUUUUGGGUGGUGCUAAGGUCUCUGACAAGAUUCAAUUGAUUGACAACUUGUUGGACAAAGUCGAUAUGUUGAUUGUUGGUGGUGGUAUGUCUUUCACCUUCAAGAAAGUCUUGGACAACAUGCCAAUUGGUGACUCUUUAUUCGAUGAAGCUGGUGCUAAGAACGUCGAAAACUUGGUUGCUAAAGCCAAGAAGAACAAUGUUGAAAUCAUCUUGCCAGUUGAUUUCGUCACUGCUGACAAAUUCGACAAAGAUGCUCAAGUCUCUUCUGCUACUGACAAGGAAGGUAUCCCAGAUAACUGGAUGGGUUUGGACUGUGGUCCAGAAUCCAGAAAAUUGUUUGCUGACGCUGUCGGUAAAGCCAAGACCAUUGUCUGGAACGGUCCACCAGGUGUUUUCGAAUUUGACAAAUUCGCUAACGGUACUAAAUCCUUGUUAGAUGCCUGUGUUGCUUCUGCCGAAAAAGGUAACAUUGUUAUCAUUGGUGGUGGUGAUACUGCUACUGUUGCUAAGAAAUACGGUGUUGUUGACAAAUUGUCCCACGUUUCUACCGGUGGUGGUGCUUCUUUGGAAUUGUUAGAAGGUAAAGAAUUACCAGGUGUAACUGCUCUUUCCAACAAAGCCUAA
Messenger RNA from Candida tropicalis MYA-3404, 1251 nucleotides. RefSeq names its product phosphoglycerate kinase (gene PGK1). The transcript has a single exon. Gene Ontology annotation, cellular component: cytosol. Gene Ontology annotation, molecular function: ADP binding; ATP binding; phosphoglycerate kinase activity. Lineage: Eukaryota; Fungi; Ascomycota; Pichiomycetes; Serinales; Debaryomycetaceae. The record is from RefSeq and is a predicted model, not a curated record. The coding region runs from base 1 to 1251 and encodes 416 amino acids. Gene Ontology annotation, biological process: glycolytic process; gluconeogenesis.